AUGGAGGUUGACACUCUUGUGUCAUCAUUUGUUCAAAUGGAGGGUAGUGUACCACAAGGUAAAGUAAUAUGGGAUUCCGAGGCUGUAGAUCUUUUUUGUGAUUUGUGUAUCAAAGAGGUUGAAGGUGGACACCGACCUGGAACACAUCUUGAUAAAAAUGAUUGGAAGCUUUGGAAGGAACUUGUUGGGAAGGAAACUGGUUUAGGUUGGAACAAUAAAAAGAAUACUAUUGAUGCAUAUGAGGAAUGGUGGCAUAAUAAAUUGCAGAUUCAUCCUAACGCAUCGAAGUUUCGCACUCGGGGAAUUGAACCAAAGUUCGAGGAAAAGUUAAAUAGGAUGUUUACUAAUACUGUGGCCACAGGAGUGUGUUCUUGGACACUCGCAUCUGGACAGAUUCCAUUUGAGCCUGAUAAAACAACAAAUGAAAUGACAUCUCCACUUGAACAACUUGAGAGUAGUGGAUCGUCAGAUGCACCUAUCGGAAGAGAAAUGCCACAGGACCUUAAGAAGAAGCGUACAAUUAAGUCAGAUGAAGGACAAAAAAAAUUCAAAAAAGGGAAAGGCAAGGAUAAAGUUGGUGGUGCUGCCAAAUUGUUGCAACAAAUUGAUCGCCUUGUUACAGUAGUGGAGACUAUUAGUACCAGAUCACCCAUUACACAAACUAAAGGACUAGAUUGUAGCAUUGCACGAGUUAUUGAAGUCCUUGAUUCUCUUCUUGGAUUAGAGAGUGGGAGCGAGUUGUAUUUUUUUGCUAUCCACUUGUGCUCAGACAUGAUUAAAAGAGAGUCAUUUAUGGCUUUGAAACGACCUAAGUUGAAGCUCAACUGGCUUAAGUUUGAGCACGGGCUAGGAUCAUCCUCUUAA
This is a messenger RNA of Morus notabilis, 864 nucleotides long. RefSeq names its product L10-interacting MYB domain-containing protein-like. Bases 1 to 864 code for a protein of 287 amino acids. The record is from RefSeq and is a predicted model, not a curated record. NCBI's taxonomy places the organism in Eukaryota, Viridiplantae, Streptophyta, Magnoliopsida, Rosales, Moraceae. The transcript has 4 exons.